AUAAAUAUAUAAAUGCACAGAAGAAGAAUUCACAUUUUCACCGAGUAGAGAAACUUGAUUUCACCAGAUCUCCAGGGUUCCUGAUAUUAGUAAUUGAUAAACAUCAACACUCUAUAGGAAAACAACAGCAAGACUACAAAAGCGAACCAAGUUAAAACUGCCUGCAACUUCAAAGAUAACAUCACUGACAUAUAUUCCAAGUAUGCCGUCCUAUACUCUCCACUAUUUCAACCAUCGUGGCCGUGCUGAGAUCUGCCGUAUGCUGUUUGCAGCUGCUGGUGUCCAAUACAAUGACCGCAGGAUUGAAGGCUCAGUAUGGAAGGAUAUGCGAAGCAAGAUGCCUUGCUGUAUGAUGCCAAUACUUGAAGUCGACAGUAGAUACCAAAUCCCGCAGAGUAUGUCUAUUUCUCGCUACCUUGCUCGAGAAUUUGGUUUCCAUGGCAAGAAUAACAUGGAAAUGGCCAGAAUCGACUACAUCUCAGACUGUUUCUACGAUAUCAUGGAUGACUACAUGAGAAUGUACCAAGACAAUAAUGGAAGAAUGAUGUCUGAGAGGCGUAUGAGAUUUCAGGAAACCUGUCGCAGAAUACUUCCAUUCUUAGAGAGAACUUUGGAGAUGCAAAAUGGAGGUAGCAGAUUCUUCAUGGGUGAUAAUAUGACCAUGGCUGAUAUGAUGUGCUACUGCGCCCUAGAAAACCCAAUGAUGGAAGACUCCUCUUUCCUGAACAGCUACCCCAAAAUAAGGGCUCUUCGAGAACGGGUCAUGACACAUUCCAAAAUGUCCCACUACUUGAAGAAGAGAUGCCGUACCGAUUUCUAAUGGAACACAAAACACAAAUGAAUACAAAUGAUAUGCAGCCUCAAACAACCUCCUGAUUUUCUCACUAGUUAACCGAUAAGUUAUCAACUAAAUAAUAUA
Messenger RNA from Octopus bimaculoides (California two-spot octopus), 919 nucleotides. RefSeq names its product S-crystallin 3. Gene Ontology annotation, biological process: glutathione metabolic process. Gene Ontology annotation, molecular function: glutathione transferase activity. The record is from RefSeq and is a predicted model, not a curated record. NCBI's taxonomy places the organism in Eukaryota, Metazoa, Mollusca, Cephalopoda, Octopoda, Octopodidae.